CUUCUGCAAUGACCACCAGGCCCUACGCGUGUGGGGGAGUUAAAAAGCCGUAACAAAGGCCAAUCCAUAGCCUUUGCUUGAAACCAAAGUGUGAAGCACUGGAAUAUACAUUUGAUCAAAGGCAACCAUUAACUUUGUUUACUAAUCUCUCUCUCUCUGCCUUUUACCUUUUUCUGACCUUUACUUUGCCUCUUUGUCCAAGUGUCUGCUACUGUGAAACUUCGUUAUCUGUGGUUACUUUUGUUCAUUUUACCCAACAGAAGUUUUCUUGCUUUGGAUCCCCCCCCCCCCUCUCCCCUCCUCUCUUUAAAUUGCCACACUUUCCCACGCCCACCCAAGCAAAGAAACAAGUGAAAGACGACACCAAAACUUCGAUAUCUCUCUUCCAACCACCCAAUUCCUCGUCUCUUUGAUAAAGUCAGGUCAUUCGCCCGACAUAUUCAAACACUUGUUUGUCUCUCUCUUUCACUCUUGUCUCUCACAAUAUGGAUGAUUAUUACAGGAGGAGCCAUGUUCCAGCUUUUGGUAGCUGGGAUUGGAACAAUGACCUUCCGUUUACUCAGUGUUUUGAAACGGCUAGGCAAACUGGAUUGCUUCGUUACAGCUACUCCGAGGAUCGUGAUUUAUAUGUUGCCGGCGAUCUCUAUGAGAACGAUGUUGUUACCCCUGCCAUGAUUGUUGUUCCUCGUAAAAAGAAAAAAGUAGGAGAGUCGCAUGUUAAAGAAGGCAAAAAGCAAAGGUGGGAGGUGAGCGAGGAGAAAGCAGCAGCAGCAGCAACAAGCCCCAUUAUUAUGGCCAAGCCAACUCCAAAACCCGUUGAUGAAGACCUUUACAAAAUCUCCCCUGACCUCCUUUACGCAAAACCCAAAAAGAAAAAAGCGUUGAGGUUACUUUCAAGCUGCUUGGUACCAAGUUGUUUAUCGUGAAGCUGCAAAAAGGCUAUAUAAUUAGGAGGAUUACGUAAAUAUUGCUUUCGAAGAAGUUGGCAUGGGGUCUGUUUUGAUCUUUCCCCCUUCCCUUUGUAUAUUAGAGGGGAUCACUGGGGUUAAGAUUUCUAAUUAUUAUGUGAGGUUACUACUUAGGACCAAAAUAUUCUUCUUUGUAAGACAAUCUUUUGAUGGCUCGUUACAACAUGAUGAUAUGAAUUAUUAUAUAGAAAUUAAAAUUGAAAAAAAUGAUUCCUGUUUUCAAUCUUGCAAAAGGAUUCUGCUGCACUUUUUUAAGAAAAACAAAAUCAAAGCCGUUGGAGAAACAUGAUCAUGAUGAGAGAUCACGUGAUUCAUUUGUUUUGAUUAUUAUAUAUGAAUGUAUGUAUGUAUGUAUGUAUGUAUGUAUAUUUGAAGGUAUGAAAGAUGAUUACACAAUUCAUGGAUUAUAUUUAAA
Molecule: messenger RNA, 1383 nt
Organism: Gossypium arboreum
Lineage: Eukaryota; Viridiplantae; Streptophyta; Magnoliopsida; Malvales; Malvaceae
Exons: 4
Coding region: 486-926 (146 amino acids)
Source: RefSeq, a predicted model, not a curated record